AUGAUCAAUUAUCAAUAUUGGCAAUAUUUAAUAAAAUUUGGAUUUGUUUUUAUGAUCAUAUUGAAUAAUGAUUUAAUUAUUACAUGUCAACAAUCAAUCCAUAAUGAUUAUGAUCCAAAUUAUCAAAUAAAUCAUGAAUUCAAUGAAUAUGAUAUAUUAACAUCGAAUUUAAUAAAUAUACAAAAGAAACCAUAUAAUUUAACAUUAUUCAAUAUACAAGAUUCAAUACCAAUAUCAGCUAUAUCAUUAGCUAUUGUAUUUGAUUCAACUGGUUCUAUGGGUAAUGAUUUAAAACAAGUGAAAAUUGGUUCAAGACGUAUAUUACAAAGACAUUUACAACGUGGUGAAUCAAAUUAUAUAAAAGAUUUUGUUUUAGUUAAAGUACAUGAUCCAGAUGUUGGACCAGCUAAAGUGACAACAUCCACUAAAACAUUUUAUGAAUAUUUAGAUAAUGUUUAUACUCAAGGUGGUGGUGAUUGUCCAGAAAUGACAAUAACUGGCAUUGAAUUAGCAUUGGAAGCAUCUAGACCAAAUUCAUUAAUUUAUGUUUUUACAGAUAGUAGCGCUAAAGACUAUAAUCGUACAGAGAAAGUACUCAAUUUAAUACAACAAAAACAAAGUCAAGUUGUAUUUGUUCUAACUGGAUUUUGUAAUACAACGGAUGAACCUGGUUUUGAAGCAUAUCGUCAGAUUGCUACAGUUAGCUCUGGUCAACUUUAUAUUAUUGGUAAAGGUCAGGUUAAUGAAUUUAUGCAAGUGGUUGAAGCUGCUGUUGAAGCACGUAAAGUACAUAUACUUCAACAAGAUACAUUGAAUACCGAAUCAAAAACUUAUAGUUUCCCAGUCGAUUCUCAUUUAUCACAAUUAACUAUACAAGUAACAAAUCAUCAACGUGAUCGUGCAAUUAAUGUAAAAAUUCGUAAUCCUGAAGGAAAAUUAAUUGAUAAGGAAGAUGGUCUAAAACAAUUAAUGAAAGCUGUGAAAUCUGUAUUUGUCGGAUCGAUUGAUCGACCUAAACCAGGUCAGUGGACAUUAGAAGUUGGCAUUGAUACAGAAGAAACUGAUUCGGAAACAAUGGAUAUGAAUAACGAUAAUAAUAAUAUUAAUAAUGAUAGUAAUUUACAACGUGAACGAUGGAUUUCUGUUCGAGUUUCUGGUAUAAGUGAUGUUGAUUUUUUGCAAGGUUUUUCAACAACACCAAAAUUGUAUAAUUAUGGUGCAUCAACACAACCGAUUGCAGGUGUUCAAAAUUACAUUAUGGUUAAUAUGACUGGACGAUUUCUACCAGGACAAAUUGAUCAUUUUGAUAUGCGUGGAUCAAAUGGUUCAUCAAUUGUACGAUUACCUGUACAACAAACUGAAACAUUUCAAAUUUAUGUUAGUCAACAAGCAAUGGAACCAAUUACUGGACAUUAUUAUCUUGAAGUAUCUGGACGUGAUGGACAAGGUUAUCCAUUUCAACGUUGUUCUAAAGUAGCAUUAUCUUCUAGACAACCACAACAAAUUGUUGUUACAUGUCCAGCACAAAUUGAUGUUAGAAGAGGAGCUACAGCAGAAUUAUCAUGUUCUGUAACAAGUGAAAUACCAUAUACAGUAAAAUGGUUUAAAGAUAAACAACCAAUUACAGGAUAUCAUGAUGAAAAUAAAGUUUACAAUUUCCCAACUAAUGUUUUGUAUACAAUUACUGAUGUCAAUGAAGAAUCACAUGGGAUUUAUUCAGUAGAAGUAAUACCUACAGUUACUGAUGAUGAGAAAAAGAUUGAUGGUCUAUAUAAAGAUGAAAUAUCUGUGAAUAUAUUACCACCUCCUCCUCGUGUUUUAAUACCACGUAAUGCAAGUUUGGAUGAAAAUAUUGAAGUAAAAUGGUAUCGUGGUUUAGAUCCAAGAUUUGAAUUAAAAAAUGGACGUCGUCAUACAAUUAAAUUGAAUCAAGAUACACCUGCAGGUGGUUUAGCAUCAGCAUUCACCAGUACUUUAACAAUAAGGUCUGCUACUGAAAGCGAUUCGGGCAAGUAUAUUUGUGAAGCUGAACAUAAAGGUGGCAUAAGUGAAGCGGAUGGAUUCCUUAUUAUACACACACGUCCUGUUGUGAAUACAGACGAAGAAAUUGUAACAUUUAAAGAAGGUAGUUCACUUGUAUUAAGUUGUCGUUCAGAAGGAGUACCAAAACCAAAAAUUAUUUGGGCAUAUAAUGAUGUACCAAUUACAAUAUCCACUGAUGAUGAUCAACGUAUAACAGUGAUUGAAGAAUAUUUUGAGUCAAGAUUAAUUAUUCGUCCAGCGAAAUCCGGUGAUGCGGGCAAUUAUUCUUGUAUAGCUAUUAAUUCAGCUGGUAAUCGUACAAUCAAUAUUCUCGCUAACUUUAUAUCACCGCCGAAAAUCGAUAAACUAGAAAUAUCUAGUCUAUUGCCAGUUGAAGGUCAAGAACAAAUAUUUACAUGCCAUGUUACUGGUAAACCGAAACCUAAAGUAAAAUGGGAUUUUAAUGGAAGUCCGGUUACUAGUAGUCCAGGAAUUCAUAUUGAUGAAGAAAGAGGAGUACUGAAAUUACUUUCAGUUCGUCAAGAUAUGAAAGGAGAAUGGACCUGUCUUGCUGAAAGUAUAGCUGGUUAUACAAGAGAAUCUGUACUAAUGGAUGUUGGAUUUCCACCUAAAGUACUUACAGAUUUUACAAAUUCAAAAGUAUUAGCUGAAUUUUCAAUGGAUACAACUUUAAGUUGUCCAAUAACUGGUCAACCUCUUCCUAAUAUUAAAUGGUAUCGUGUUACUGGUUCAGGGAAUAUACCAUUAAAUUUUGGUAAUCGUUAUAUAUUACAAGCGGAUAAUUCUUUAUUAAUACAUGAUGUAAACAUGGAAGAUGGAGGUGUUUUCAUAUGUGAAGCUGUUAAUAUGUAUGGUAAAGUGAGUCAUUCAGUCACCGUUGAAAUUGGAGGCACAAUUAUGCAUGAUAGAUAA
Messenger RNA from Schistosoma curassoni, 2955 nucleotides. NCBI's taxonomy places the organism in Eukaryota, Metazoa, Platyhelminthes, Trematoda, Strigeidida, Schistosomatidae. The record is from the annotation of a GenBank genome assembly.